Messenger RNA from Strongylus vulgaris, 261 nucleotides. Lineage: Eukaryota; Metazoa; Nematoda; Chromadorea; Rhabditida; Strongylidae. The record is from the annotation of a GenBank genome assembly.
AUGUUUGAACAUUUAGCUGGACCAGUUGCUGCUCCUGUUUCUCAGGGCGGAUUUGUAGCUCCACCACAGCAAGUAUAUGGCCGAAAUCCAGCUGCUCCAGCGCAGCCCCCGCAACAGCCUGAAAUCACUCCGGAUGAGCAGCAUAAUGCGGAAUUGUUGGUGCAAGUCAUGCGACUCACUGAAGCCGAAAUCGCUAUGUUACCACCGGGCGAUCGCGAAAAGGUUAUUGAGCUACGUAAUCAGCUUCGGCAAAGUGUGUAG